Messenger RNA from Oncorhynchus kisutch (coho salmon), 1285 nucleotides. RefSeq names its product deleted in malignant brain tumors 1 protein-like. NCBI's taxonomy places the organism in Eukaryota, Metazoa, Chordata, Actinopteri, Salmoniformes, Salmonidae. The transcript is spliced from 4 exons. The record is from RefSeq and is a predicted model, not a curated record. The coding region runs from base 1 to 804 and encodes 267 amino acids. Gene Ontology annotation, cellular component: membrane.
AUGGGAGGAGGCAGUCGCUGUGCUGGUGGAGUGGAGUGGUACGACCAGGGAGAGUGGAGGACUGUGGGAGCUGAUGACAGGGACCAGAGGGAUGUAGCUGCAGUAGUGUGUAGACAGCUGGGUUGUGGCUCCACAGUUUCAGUACCACCUGGAAACACCACUAGAGGGAAAAACAUUAUCUGUUCUGGAUCUGAGCCUUCACUGAGGGAUUGUUAUAGAAUGUAUGAUCUACUUCCUGGACUCACAGUGAUCUGCUCAGAUCUCCUGGUCCAGCCUGAUAUCUUCCUGACUGACCCAAUGGGAGGGGUCUCCAGAUGCCACCAGGGGCCUGAGAUGUUCAGGGGCUACAACUUCACCAUCACCUGCUCCACUCAGCCACAGUACCCAGGAGGCUCUUUCCUCCUCACGUUCACCGGCUCCAACAGAACCCAGACCCAGCCAGCUGUCAAUCACUCUGCUGCCUUCCUCUUCCCUGCUGCAGAUGACUCCCACCAAGGGAACUACAGAUGUGUUUAUGAGACUUAUGUUUUCUCUCAUAACUUCUCCUCUGAGAGUGAGCUCCUCCCCCUCACCAUCACAGCCUCUCCUCUGCCAGCCUUCAUCAUCAGACACGUUGUAGUGCUGCUGAUCCUACUGACAACAAUCACCACCUCCUACCUGUACUACAAGCCCACCAGCAGGCAGAAGAGAGUGAACAGGGUGAGCAGCAUGGAUCUUUAUGUCAAUGCCAUGGAGAUGGUCUCUCUGAGCUCCAGAGCUGAAGAUGGACUGGGAGAGGAGAGAGCAGCCCAGGGGACGGAGUAGGAGGAGAAUGAAGCUGACCCUACAUGCUGAUCUUAGGUCAGUUUUGUGUUUUAAAUCGAUGGUCAGCAGUGGACUGAUGUUUAAAAUGUGGUGACAAACCUGAAGUGGUUUUAAUUUUAAUCACAAGUUCAGAAUUAGUUUAUCUUUCUAGUACCUUGGAAGAAAUCUAAAAGUAGUGACUGCAACCACCAUUAUUCAUUUAGUUUGGUUUUUACCACCAGAGUAACAUGGGGUUUUGGGUAACAUGGGGUUUUGGUAACAUGGGGUUUUGGGUAACAUGGGGUUUUGGUAACAUGGGGUUUGGGUGACAUGGGGUUUUUGGGUAACAUGGGGUUUUUGGGUAACAUGGGGUUUGGGUAACAUGGGAUUUUGGGUAACAUGGCGAUUUGGAUAACAUGAGAUUUGGGUAACAUGGGGUUUCGGGUAACAUGGGGUUUUGAGUAACAUGGGGUUUGGGGCAACAUGGGGUUUGGGUAACAUG